GAGUCCUCACAAAGUUGUCUGCCCGCUAUGAUUGCCCGCACUCAGCCUGAUAAACAGCUGCUUACCAUUUAGGGCACUUCACAAAAGUUUUCUCCGAACUCCUCGAAUAGAGAUUUUUUUUCUGUGUGUGUGUGUGUGUGUGUGUGUGUGUGUGUGUACAUCGUUCUUUGUCUGUGGAUGUUCAGAUAUAGAAAGUCUGCACCGCUGGAAGCUCGAGUCUGGACUCUAGGUUUGCGUAAUGCUGAGGCGUCUUCUGCUCAACAUCUGGAUUAACUAUUUGGAGUCAGAGCUAGCGGCCAUACACACAACUUUGACUGUCUAGCCUAUCUUUUGUAAAAAGACUGCCCUUUUUCUCUGGAAUUUAACUCCUUUUGAUACACCGAGUUUUGCGCAUAGAUUAUGUAUUCUUUAAAAUGGGUGCGAACAAUGGAAAACAGUAUGGAAGCGAGGGUAAAGGGAGCUCAAGCAUCUCUUCUGACAUAAGUUCGAGCACGGAUCACACACCAACCAAAGCUCCAAAGAAUGUGGCUACCACCGAAGGUUUAGACUCCAGCACUCGGACUCUGAGCACCCCCAGCCCCGGUCUUAUCCUGCCAUCCAAGUCCUCCUCCCUCUCCUCACCCGCCCUCUCCAGUAACGGCCAUGAGACCAACUCCUCUUCCUCCUCCUCUGCCCCCGCCGAGACCGUCGCCGUGGUCCACUCUCAACCUGGCACUCACACUCGCUCCCGCCAGUCCAAAAGCCACCACCACGCUCCUAUUGACCUCCUCCCCGACCACGCCCUUCUACAGAUCUUCUCCCAUCUCCCCACCAAUCAGCUGUGCCGCUGCGCGCGUGUAUGCCGCCGCUGGUACAACCUGGCGUGGGACCCGAGGCUGUGGAGCACCGUCCGCCUAACAGGAGAGCUGCUUCACGCCGACCGUGCCAUCCGGGUCCUGACCCACCGGCUGUGCCAGGACACCCCGAACGUGUGUCUGACCCUAGAGACGGUGGUGGUGAAUGGCUGCAAAAGGCUCACCGACCGUGGGCUGCAUGUGGUGGCUCAGUGCUGCCCGGAGCUACGUCAUCUGGAGGUCGCCGGCUGUUAUAACAUCUCCAAUGAUGCUGUGUUUGAGGUGGUGUCCCGCUGCCCUGGCCUGGAGCACCUAAACCUCUCAGGCUGCUCCAAGGUGACAUGCAUCAGCCUCACCCAAGAGGCCUCCCUCCAGCUGUCCCCUCUGCAUGGCCAGCAGAUUUCCAUCCACUACCUGGACAUGACCGAUUGUUUUUCCCUCGAGGAUGAGGGCUUGCGGACUAUCGCCUCCCACUGCCCCCGCCUGACACAUCUGUACUUGCGCCGCUGCACCAGACUGACAGAUGAAGCCUUGCGCCACCUGGCUCUCCACUGCCCUUCAAUAAAGGAGCUUAGUCUCAGUGACUGCCGCUUGGUGGGGGACUUUGGCCUGCGUGAAGUCGCCCGCCUCGAGGGCUGCCUGCGCUACCUGAGUGUGGCCCACUGCACCCGCAUAACUGAUGUAGGCAUGCGCUACGUGGCGCGCUACUGCCCAAGACUGCGCUACUUAAACGCGAGAGGUUGCGAGGGGCUGACAGACCACGGCCUGAGCCACUUGGCCAGGAGCUGCCCAAAACUCAAGUCCCUGGACGUGGGUAAGUGCCCGCUUGUGUCGGACAGCGGGCUGGAGCAGCUGGCUAUGUACUGCCAAGGCCUGAGGCGAGUGAGUCUCAGAGCAUGCGAGAGCGUGACAGGCCGAGGACUCAAAGCUCUGGCAGCCAACUGUUGCGAGCUGCAGCUUCUCAACGUGCAGGACUGCGAAGUGUCGCCAGAGGCUCUGCGGUUUGUUAGACGCCACUGUCGGCGCUGUGUCAUUGAGCACACAAACCCCGCUUUCUACUGAGACGGGGAGUUCUUGGACUGGUCUUCUGACAAAUGGAUGUUCUAAUAUUCCUGCUAGGGAGUUGGUAGAGUUCAGCGGCCAAUGUGACAGAACUGGUUGAAAACUGGUUUGCAAUACUGGCCAGAAUUUGUCUCUUUAAAUCCGCUUAGUGGCUGUUCAUGCUGAAUAUACUUCCGUAGAUUGUAUUUAACAUAUUUAUCUGUAAAAAGGCAGAGAAGUACAGUAUUUCAGCAUAUAACAUCUUUCAACAUCCCACUUUACUUGCUACAACACUGAGCACUGGGUACAGUUGUGUUGCCAUUUAAAAGCAUUGUAAUAUAUUUUUAUUUCAACGCCUUUAUGGCCCUGAAACAUAAUCAUUAUCAUACGUUACUGCAUCUAUUUCAAAAGAAACAGCAAGUAUCUUCAGACUAAACCACUAAGAAUGUAGCUAUAGAACAGCAGCAACUACAGCAGAUCUGAUUCAAAAUGUUCUCAGUUUCCCUUUCUUUAUGUUGCAUAUGCACUUUAUGCAAUUGUGCUGACAAUCACUUCAGCUGAGCUCAAAAUGUCAUCAUUUUUAAUUUUCUGUAAAUUAAACUAUUAGCAAGGUUGUUGUUUUUUUUUUUUUACAGCCAAAUAGAAACUGUUGUUGAGAAUAAACAAAGAACACAUUGCUGCUAUAACUGUGCCAAUAAAUUCUUCAAAAUCC
Sander lucioperca (pikeperch) is the source of this 2586-nucleotide messenger RNA. Its product is annotated as F-box/LRR-repeat protein 7. NCBI's taxonomy places the organism in Eukaryota, Metazoa, Chordata, Actinopteri, Perciformes, Percidae. Gene Ontology annotation, cellular component: SCF ubiquitin ligase complex. Gene Ontology annotation, biological process: SCF-dependent proteasomal ubiquitin-dependent protein catabolic process. The transcript is spliced from 4 exons. Gene Ontology annotation, molecular function: protein binding. Bases 414 to 1895 code for a protein of 493 amino acids. The record is from RefSeq and is a predicted model, not a curated record.